UGAAAAUUACUAAGACAUGUUGUCUUAACAUGUCUUAGGUAAACAUAAUAUAAUAGAUCAUACUAAAUAGGAAUAUUGCUACAUUUGUUUGAGAAUAAUUAUGAUUAUAUCCUGGCUGGAAAUUACUCCUUUUUUAUUAUCCCAUAUUAAUGUUUUAUUAUUAUUUUUAGCCAAAAGGCAGAUCUAGCCCUGAUUGGUCUGGCAGUCAUGGGGCAGAAUCUCAUCUUAAAUAUGAAUGAUCAUGGAUUUGUAGUAUGUGCCUAUAACAGAACAGUGACAAAGGUUGAACAAUUUCUUGCUAAUGAAGCAAAAGGGACAAAAAUAAUUGGAGCUAAAUCUCUUGAAGAUAUGGUGCAAAAGUUAAAAAAACCAAGAAAAGUGAUGUUGUUGGUGAAAGCUGGGUCUGCAGUUGAUGAAUUUGUGAAAAACUUAAUACCUCUUCUUGAAAAGGGGGAUAUUAUUAUUGAUGGUGGUAACUCUCAGUAUUUAGACACUCAAAGAUGGUGCAAAGAGCUCGAGCCAACAGGCAUUCAUUAUAUUGGUAUGGGUGUGAGUGGUGGAGAAGAUGGAGCUCGAUAUGGACCUUCAUUGAUGCCUGGUGGUCACCCUGCAGCAUGGCCUCAUGUCAAACCCAUAUUUCAGGCAAUUAGUGCUAAAGCUAAUAAUGAGCCAUGUUGCGAUUGGGUUGGAGAUGGUGGUGCAGGACAUUUUGUAAAAAUGGUUCACAAUGGCAUAGAGUAUGGUGAUAUGCAACUCAUCUGUGAAGUUUAUCACCUCAUGAAGGACGUUCUAGGUAUGACGCAGGAUGAUAUGGCUGUUGUAUUUGAAGACUGGAAUAAAGGCGAACUGGAUUCAUUUUUAAUUGAAAUCACUCGAGAUAUUUUGAAAUUCAAGGAUGAUGAUGGUAAAUUUCUUCUGCCUAAAAUACGUGACUCCGCUGGACAGAAGGGCACAGGAAAGUGGACUGGUAUCAGCGCUCUGGAAUAUGGGGUUCCAGUGACUCUUAUUGGAGAGGCUGUGUUUGCACGGUGCCUAUCAGCUCUAAAAGAUGAGCGUGUCAAAGCGAGCAGAACUCUACCAGGGUCCACAGAGAAAUUUACUGGUGACAAGAAACAGUUCUUAGAUCAUUUACGAAAGGCACUCUAUGCCAGUAAGCUCAUUUCCUACGCACAAGGGUUCAUGUUACUCCGAGAAGCAGCCAAAGUUCACAGUUGGAAUUUGAAUUACGGCAGUAUUGCGCUGAUGUGGCGCGGGGGUUGUAUAAUACGCAGCGUGUUCCUCGGCAAUAUCAAGGAUGCGUACACCAAGAAUCCCCAAUUGUCCAACUUGCUGUUGGACCCGUACUUCAGCGAGCGCAUAAGCGCGUGCCAAGGGUCGCUGCGGCAAGUAGUGGCAACUGCGGCGUUACAAGGAGUACCGGCGCCCACUCUCUCCUCAGCGCUGUCCUUCUAUGAUGGAUACCGAUCGGAUGUAUUACCGGCUAAUUUGCUGCAGGCACAGAGAGACUAUUUUGGGGCCCAUACGUAUGAACUGCUGAGUAAACCUGGCCAAUACGUUCACACCAACUGGACUGGUCAUGGUGGUAAUGUCUCCGCGACCACAUACAAUAACUAAACAAUUAUACAGAAAGUUCCGACUAAUGUGGCGCAUGGUGAAUCUUCGAUUGCGCAGAUUUAUAGUGAGCCUUGUUUUAUUAACCAUAAGGAGUAAAAUAAACCGUAUUAGAUGUCCUCACUCACACUCAGCAGGGGUCAGGUGCGUAGAUGUUGAUGGAUUGGCCCGAUGACGUGAUAUGAAUCAUUCUGAUUGGUCGACAUUUCCUUAUGCGCAUAUACUUCAAUGAGCCACAUCAGUUGGAUCUUAUUGUACAAUUGUUUGUCUACACUUUUAUAUUCCGCUUACUUGUAUUGAUUUCAAUCACUGUGCCUUUUAAAUAAGCUUAAUAACUUUUAAAUUAAGGAUACAUUUUUGAUAUAUUUUAAUGUUGUUUGUACGAAUCAUUGUUAAUUAUUUAAGACAUUCCUGUUCACUUUAUGAAAAAGAUCAUGUAUACUGUUAUUUUGACAUUCCUAUGGUAAAAUAGAAUUUAUGGGAUGGU
Molecule: messenger RNA, 2098 nt
Organism: Diatraea saccharalis (sugarcane borer)
Lineage: Eukaryota; Metazoa; Arthropoda; Insecta; Lepidoptera; Crambidae
Source: the annotation of a GenBank genome assembly